Molecule: messenger RNA, 2970 nt
Organism: Neospora caninum
Lineage: Eukaryota; Apicomplexa; Conoidasida; Eucoccidiorida; Sarcocystidae
Exons: 1
Coding region: 1-2970 (989 amino acids)
Biological process (GO): retrograde transport, endosome to Golgi
Cellular component (GO): Ric1-Rgp1 guanyl-nucleotide exchange factor complex; Golgi membrane
Source: RefSeq, a predicted model, not a curated record
AUGUGGUCGGGUCUUCCUUUCGCCUCACCUCCAGCUCUUUCCAGCGCGCCAGGUUGUGAAGGCGACAGUAUUGUCAUAACGGUCUGCUCGAGCCAAGCAGCGUACUUUGCUGGCGAUGUCUACCGUGGUACGCUCCAGGUGCGAGGCCCCGUCUCAGCCUUCUCGUUCCCUGUCGCGGUUUCAGUUUCAGUCCAGCUCUGUGGAGUUCUGUCAACUUCGACCUCGCGUCGCCGUCUUCUUGACUCUCCCGCUCUCAACAGGUACCGCCAUGCGGCUCUUCCAUUCUACCGUUCUGGGGGGAAAGGCGGAGGAGCCGCUGCGGGCGACCAGGGGGUUCCUGGGAAGUUGACCGGUGCACCGAGCUGCGCGUCCUCUGCUUCUGCAUCAGCUCUUCCGGAUCGUUUGCCGGUCUGUGCUGCAGCUGGAGUCAGCGACGCAGGGAGUAAGGACCCGAUUUUUCCCGCCCUUUUCUCGUCGAGUUCGAAACUUCUCUUUCUCUCCGAUCUCCACGUCGUCACCGACACCCUGGUUUUCGAGCAGCCUGGAGUCACGUUUUCUUUCGGGUACGAGUGUUGUCUGCCGCCCUUCCUACCGCCGACCUUCAACGGGUGCACGACGAAAAUAAAUUACUACCUGUGUCUCACGGGAAAGAAGCGCGUUCCUCCACAGUCGGCUGUCGGCAAACCGGCAGCAGGUUUGCAACAAAUGUCAGCGCCGGCGGCUCCGACUCUCUCCACCGCUUUCCUUCGCCUCCCGAUUCGACUGCUCGGCUCUCCCAACCGGCACAUGCCUAUUCUUCCCACCCUCGGCCCUCCGGUUCUUCCAGCGACCCGCGAGAGUCCCUUGUCGACCCGAAGCGUUUCUGCUCCGGGGACGGGCUUCGACGGCUCUUCCCCGUCGUCUGCGGCCACGCAAAAACAAACGCCUGCCUCUCCGCCGUCCUCUGCCUCGCUCAGAAGCCGUUUCUUCUUGCCAAACGUACUUCGCGUGUUCGGCACGGGCAGCGCUUCGGCCUCUUCUCGACCGACUCCUCGCGAGGCUUCGCCGGCGCCCGCAGUGUCAGUUCCCUUUCCGCAGCCCGUCGCGUUCCACUUCCACUCGCGAACGUGGGAAGGUGGCGACUUGGCGGCUCAAGCGAUUAAGAGCGUCAACCCAGCAGCCCUGGAUGAUCGCGUUCUUCCCGAGUCUCUGGGGGCAGACAUCGCUUGGCUCCUGGGUGGACACAGAGAGCGGGACGCCUUCCCGUGGGACAGCCCACCGAGCUGUUCCCUGCUGGCUUCUCUCUCCUCGCCGCCGUGCGCCCUCCAAGAGAUGCUGGGCCUGUGGAACGCCAGCCGAAAUACUCGAGAGUACGGAACUGCGUACGUCGACGUCCUUUGCGCCUCGUCGGUCCCCCCGUUGUGGGCGGAAAGAGACGCGUGCGCGGAUUCUCCGUGGUCCUCCGUGCCUUCGAAGAGACUCCCAGACGCCGACUCGACCCCCGCCUCGACCAGCGAAGGGGCUGCGAUAUCGGGACUUGCGAGGGAGUUCGACUCUGCGGGAGGGUUCCAAGCGAGGAAGCAUGACCGGGGCAGCUCUUCCGCUGGAGGUGGCGGGGAGGCGAAGGAGACAGUCUCUGACUCGGAUAUGAUGAGCGACACGACGACACCGGCGCAGAAGCCCGGUGGUUCCUCCCCUAGGCAGCCUGGCGACUCUGUCAUUCCUGACCUUGCCCCCGACAGCCUGCCUUCGCCGUCUCCCGCUCCUCCGGGGCCCGCUCAGCGUCCGCCGAAUGGACUGCCAUCAGGUCGAGGCCGGCUAGAGGACUCGGAAGGAAGCGGAGAACAAAAUUCGCUCCCCUGCACGCCUUCUCAGCCUUCGUACGCGGGUGUCUCGACAGCGCCUCUCCCGUUGCUGCGAAUCGUGGUGGACGGCGACAAUGACGCGCCUUCCGGGAUGCCCGGCGAGGCAGGGAUUCAGCGGCGCGAGCAGUUCCGCAUUUCUCGAAGUGGACAGUUUCUGUGUCUGGUGUCUCUCCCUGGUGUGCCCUUUCUUUCCCUGACAAGAUUUGCCGAUUCACGGCGACCGGCACCAAUACCCGCCGUCGCGGACCCAAGCACCGCGGCCCCCUGCGUUCGGGUUGGCGGGUGUUUCAGUGUGCGCCUGAGUUUCGAGGGAGCGACUGCCCGCACGCACGAAGUCCACCUCUCAGUUGUUCGGGAAGAAACGCCUCUUCGUCCCCCAGCAUCUGCCGCGACGAGCCAGCAAGCGCUGGGUUCACACGCAGGUGACGACUCUCGGCCGACAACCACGCCCCCGAGUACGACACGCACGGCGUGGGGCGGAGCUGCCAGUCGAGGCGAGCAGGACGCGGCCGCUCGAUGCUCUCCAGACGGCCCGACGGUUGCGCAGGUCGUCUGGGAACAGCAAGAAGUCGUGGCGAGUAUGGAGGAGGUUUCUCUGGUCGCCCACGUGCCCACAACGUGCCCGCCUUCCUUCGAAACAGAUACGGUCCGGGUCACGUACGCUCUUGUUUUCCAGUUUUUAUGUGCCGGUGAACCGGCGGCCGCCCAGGCGCAACCCGAUCUGGGUGAGUCUUGUGAAGCGACGCCCGCUUUGCGCGGCAAACUUUCGAGAGACGACGUUGUAGGCUUGUCGUGGGAACUGCCUUUGAUCGUUCUGCCGCCUUUUGGAAACGGAGCCUCCAGAGAAGACCCUCAAGGAGCGCUGUGGGUCGGGGGCGGCUGGGAAGCUGUAGGCGACGCUGCGGGCGUCGCCGCGCACGAAUUGAAACUGAAGGUGCGUGCGUGGCAAGUGAAGAACGAGCAGCAAGUGGAAACAGAGACAGACGCCGACGUUCUACGCGGUGGAGAAGGCUGUCAGGAAGGGGAUCACCCAGCGCACCAACUGGACCUGUUGUACAGUGCAUCUGGAAUCGCUUUGUUGUUGGGUGACGGGGCGAAGUCCUUACACAGGGGUGUGUUUGUGUAA